This is a messenger RNA of Capsaspora owczarzaki ATCC 30864, 2253 nucleotides long. RefSeq lists its product as hypothetical. NCBI's taxonomy places the organism in Eukaryota, Filasterea, Ministeriida, Capsasporidae. The record is from RefSeq and is a predicted model, not a curated record. The coding region runs from base 1 to 2253 and encodes 750 amino acids. Gene Ontology annotation, cellular component: Ku70:Ku80 complex; nucleus. Gene Ontology annotation, molecular function: double-stranded DNA binding; DNA helicase activity; telomeric repeat DNA binding. Gene Ontology annotation, biological process: cellular response to X-ray; telomere maintenance; double-strand break repair via nonhomologous end joining. The transcript has 15 exons.
AUGGCCAGCAAAGAAAUCACCGUCAUUCUGCUGGACGUCGGCCCGACCAUGUCUGCGCCGACAGCGGGCGGUGCUGGGCCGUCCUUCCUCGAGAACGCAGUGAAGGGCAUUGACAUGCUCGUUCAGCAGAAGGCAACUGAGACGCGCGAGCAUGGUUGGAGCGAUGACCAACUGCGCCGCGCUAGUGGUGGGCAUGCUUCGCAUGUCAUGUCUGUGUUUACCAAUCGCAAAGAUUUGAUCAGUCUGGUCCUUAUUGGCACGAAAGACACCAACAACGAGCUGGCGCAGGGUGGACAGUACCAAAACAUUACUGUGGCACGCCCUGCUGAAAUCCCGGAUCUUCAGCUUGUCCGGUAUCUGCAAGAUCAAAUCAAACCCGGCAAAGUUCACGCAGAUUUUGUCGACGGCCUGGUCGUCGCCAUCGAUCUCAUCAUCAAAGCUGUGGCAACGAAAAAGUUCGACAAACGCAUCAUGCUCUUUACUGAUGCACGCUCACCGUACAAUGAUGAUGGCGUGUCUGAGAUUGUCGACAAGCUGAAGCUGAUGGAGUGCGCUGUUAGCGUCAUUGCCGAUUUCGAUGAUCCUGCUCGCAAAGUGUUCCACGCCAAAACCAAGCAGCAGCGUGCUGGAGAGGCCUUCCUGUCGACUCUCGCCGAAGAAACCAAUGGUCUCACGGCAUCGUUCCGUCGAGCGCUUGAAAUGCUUGCGCGUUUUCGUGCCCGCCAAGUCAAGCAGGUUACCACCUUCCGCGGAGAUUUGAACAUUGGCUCCAUCAAUAUUCCUGUUUACAACUACACGCGCACCGCCGAGGCAAAAGUCCCAACCUUCAAAAAGCUUUCCGCAGUCGCUCAACAAGCCGCCGAACCUGGUGAUAUGGAGGUGCGGAGAGAGACGUCGUACUUUUUGCAAGAAGACGAGGAGACCGAAGUGCAAAAGGAAGACAUCACUCGUGCCUACAAGUACGGCAAGGAUUUCAUCCCAUGGAGCUCCGUCGAUGAGUCUACGAUGAAGCUCUCGUCCCACAAGUGUCUCAGUGUGUUGGGCUUUACCGCUGCCAGCAAUAUCCCGCGCCAGCUGCUCAUGGGUGGCGCAGUCGCAGUGGUGCCGCAACCAGGAGACGCUGUUGCAUCCAAAGCCCUGUCUGCCUUUGCCCAGGCGAUGGUGCUCCAGAAAUCGGUGGCGAUUGUGCGCUACGUGUUUCGCGAAAACGCCAAUGUGCGCUUGGGCUGCUUGCACCCCGUGAUUAGUGCUGAGCACUUUUAUCUCUUGUACAACUCGCUGCCCUUCGCCGAAGACAUGCGCGAGUAUCCGUUCACAACCCUGCACCAGAAGCGCUACAUGCCCUCAGCGGAGCAACUCAAGGUGGUUGACGGUCUCAUUGACAAGCUUGACUUGACCAUGGCGUACCACGACCAGGAAGGAAAUGCCAUGGAUGCGCUGCAUCCCAAGCUCAGCUUCAACCCCGUGUUGCAACGCGUCUACCAGUGCGUCAAGCAGCGCGCGCUGCAUCCCGACGACGACAUUCCUCCGCUCGACCCUUUGAUUGAAAAGUACGUCAAUCCGAGCCAAGAUAUUUUUGCGCGAGCACAGGCCGAGCUUGACCGUGUUCGCCAGGCCUUCCCGUUGCAAGUCAUUGAACGCAAGGAAAAGGACGAGGCCGUCAAGCUGUGGAACGAAGCCGAUGCUCCUGUGCUGAAUGUUGAUCCAGUCGAUUUGCUGGGCGGUGCGUCGCAUGCAGCCAAGAAAGUCAAGCUCGAAAAUCCCGACGGAAACGCAGGUCCUGUCACGUUGGACUCGCUCUCGAGUGGUCAGGUGAUGGAGGUUGGCUCUAUUGAUCCGAUCAAGGACUUUAGGACGAUGGUGUCGAGCAAGACUCGGGAUCUCGUGUCCACGGCCGUUGCGCAGAUGAAGAAGCGCAUCAUCCAGCUCAUCACCGAGUCCUUUGGCUCGAAUCUCUUUCAAAAGGCAUUCGACUGCUUGAAAGUACUUCGGAUUGAGUGUGUGCGGUCGGACGAGUCUGCGCAAUUCAACGAUUUCAUGGGUCUUCUGAAACAAACCACCUCGAACAAGCACCACAACCCGCAGCACUACGAAUUCUGGCAAUUGAUUGUCAAGGCAAAGAUUACUCUGAUUUCUUCUGACGAAGCCUAUGACAGCGAGUUCCUUGAAGAUGCCGUUGACGAUUCGGCCCAAGUUGCAGUUGCCACCCCGAAGGAUCAAGAUGUGGACGACUUGAUGGACAUGAUGGAGUAA